Messenger RNA from Frankliniella occidentalis (western flower thrips), 1660 nucleotides. Its product is annotated as cyclin-dependent kinase-like 1. Gene Ontology annotation, cellular component: nucleus. Gene Ontology annotation, molecular function: ATP binding; cyclin-dependent protein serine/threonine kinase activity. The transcript is spliced from 9 exons. Gene Ontology annotation, biological process: protein phosphorylation. NCBI's taxonomy places the organism in Eukaryota, Metazoa, Arthropoda, Insecta, Thysanoptera, Thripidae. The record is from RefSeq and is a predicted model, not a curated record. Bases 432 to 1589 code for a protein of 385 amino acids.
CCACGCGCGCGCCGCGAGUACGCCAGGCGAGGGUUGCGCGCAGGGCUACAUGGGCCGCGGGGCCCCCCACCGCCACUCGACGGCGCAGGAGUAUUCCAGACCACCCCCGGACCGGGCCGGGCGGUGGAACUGCUGGGCUAGGGCUGGAGCCAGGUGGACUCGCACCCGCUAGCAGCACCAGGCCGACGACCAUACAGCAGGACACCGCCGCCGACGGGGUCCGUGACGACGCACGACGCGUCCCACCCGAGGCGGUGGCGGCGCGCGGAUGGCAUUGAUUGACUGAGCGACCGACUCGCCCCGCCCCGCCCCGCCCCGAGCCGGACUCGCACCUGUGGCCGGCGCACUCUCCCCUAUGCUGUCCCCGGGGGCGGACGCGCCGCCCGCCUCAGGAGCAGGAGGGGCCCCACUCCACGUCGCGGACCGGACCCAUGGAGAAAUGGCUGACUGAGCGGCGUCUGUGGCUCUUCGGCAACCACCUGCCUCUGCUACCUCGCAGGCCACGGGCGCCAGUCAGGGCCAUGGAGCGGUACGAGAAGCUGGCCAAGCUCGGCGAGGGAAGCUACGGCGUCGUGUUCAAGUGCCGGCACCGCGACACCGGCCAGACCGUCGCCAUCAAGAAGUUCGUCGAGUCGGAGGACGACCCGCUCAUCCGCAAGAUCGCGCUACGGGAAAUAAGACUGCUCAAGAAUCUCAAGCAUCCGAACCUGGUGAACCUCCUGGAAGUGUUCAGGCGGAAACGGAAGCUGCACCUCGUGUUCGAGUUCUGCGACCACACGGUGCUCGACGAACUACAGAAGUACCCGCAGGGCUGCCCGGAGACACUGACGCAGAACCUCAUCUGGCAGACACUGCAAGGGGUGGCCUACUGCCACCAGCACGGCUGCAUCCACCGCGACGUCAAGCCGGAGAACAUACUCCUCACUGCGAACGGCGUGGUCAAGUUGUGCGACUUUGGCUUCGCGCGAAUGAUGAGCCCUGGGGAGAACUACACCGACUACGUGGCCACUCGCUGGUACCGCGCUCCCGAGCUGCUGGUCGGGGACACUCAGUAUGGGCCCCCGGUUGACGUCUGGGCAGUGGGCUGUGUCUUUGCCGAACUGAUACGGGGCGAGGCUCUGUGGCCCGGGGCUUCCGACGUCGACCAGCUGUUUCUCAUAAGAAAGAAUCUGGGGGACCUAUCGCCUCGCCACAUGCAGGUGUUCCGCGCCAACGAGUUCUUCAGAGGGGUGACGCUUCCCCAGCCGGACUCCGUCGAGCCGCUCGAGAACCGGCUGCCGAAGCAGGCAGGGGCCGCGGCCAUCGACUUCCUCAAGCGCUGCGUGGACAAGGAGCCCGACCGAAGGUGGACGUGCGAGCGCCUCCUAAGGCACGUGUACUUCCACAACUUUCGCUGUACCUUGCCCGCCGAAGAGUUGCGCGAGUUUGAGAAACUCAAACUGCUCCGUGAUAGGAGUCGGAACUCGACUACAAGUACCGGCUCCACCAUGCUACCUCAUCUGGCGAGUAGCACCCAAAGCAGUACUACGUCACCAGAGCAGAGCAGUAGUCAAUCCCGAGAUCACGGAGACCAUCUUCCAGUCAUUUAAUCGUGGUUGGGCAUUUACACAUGAAAAAUACAGUGUUUGCAGAAACCUGUGAUAAAAUGAGUCCGCAAUAA